GCCUUAAGUGUCUGUUCAAAAAAAUAUCAGGAAUCCUGUUGGGAACUGCUGGUUGGCGAGUUCAUGCUGACUAGGACACAGUCCCAUCUGAAUGCACAAGAGAUUGAGGCUUUCAUAACCGCUGUAUGUGCAAGUGAAUGGAGCAGUGGUGAACCAGCUCCAUCUUUGUGGCUGGUGCAUGAUGUGUCUGCUGAUAUUGGCAAGGAGUGUCCAUUGUGGGGAAUGGACUCCAGGGCUGGGGCACCUGCCCACUCGAAUUAAGCCAAGAACCCCUCACUUAUUUCACGUAGGCCUCCAAGCAGUUGUCUGACGGUAAACGUGGUCAGGCCUUCCAGCAAGCUGGCUGGCAUUGAUGCAGUAACCUAGAAGUGGAAGACUCCCUAUCCCUGGAGGCAACCAGGCCACGCAGUUCAACAUGGAGCAUUUCUCUGGGAUGCAUAACUGGUAUGCCUGCUCCCACGCCCGACCCACCUUCUGUAACGUGUGCCGCGAGGCCCUGUCAGGGGUCACUUCCCAUGGCCUUUCCUGCGAAGUUUGCAAGUUCAAAGCCCACAAGCGCUGUGCUGUGAGAGCCACCAACAACUGCAAGUGGACCACGCUGGCCUCCAUAGGAAAUGACAUCCUCGAGGAUGAAGAUGGGGUAGCCAUGCCCCAUCAGUGGCUGGAGGGAAACCUGCCCGUUAGCGCUCGGUGUGCUGUGUGUGACAGGACCUGUGGCAGUGUCCGGCGGUUGCAGGACUGGAGGUGCCUCUGGUGCAAGGCUAUUGUUCACAGCGCCUGCAAAGAGCUCUUUGGGAAGAAGUGUCCCCUAGGACAGUACAAGGUCUCCAUAAUCCCGCCAACUGCCCUGAACAGCAUCGACUCUGAUGGCUUCUGGAAGGCCACCUGCCCCUCGUCCUGCUCCAGCCCUCUGCUGGCCUUCGUCAACUCCAAGAGUGGUGACAACCAGGGUGUGAAGUUCCUGCGCAAGUUCAAGCAGUUCCUCAACCCGGCGCAAGUCUUCGACCUGAUGAACGGGGGCCCUCACCUAGGCCUGCGGCUCUUCCAGAAGUUCUCCACCUUCCGGAUCCUGGUCUGCGGGGGAGAUGGCAGCGUGGGCUGGGUCCUCUCCGAAAUCGAUGCGCUAGGAUUGCACAAGCAAUGCCAGCUUGGAGUCCUGCCGCUGGGGACAGGCAAUGACCUGGCGCGGGUGCUGGGCUGGGGCAGUCUUUGUGAUGACAAUACCCAGCUGCUGCAGGUCCUGGAGAAGCUGGAGCGGGCCAGCACCAAGAUGCUGGACAGGUGGAGCGUCCUGACCUACGAGGCGCCCAAGCAGUCGCCCCCUGCCAUCAAAGAGGAGGAGAAUGGGGAGUCCUGCAUCCAGGCCCAGAUCUCUCACUACGCCGACUCUGUGGCCUUCCACCUGGCCAAGAUCCUGGAAUCUGACAAGCACUCGGUUGUGAUUUCUUCUGCAAAGUUCCUAUGCGGAACGGUGAACAGCUUUGUGGCCGAGGUUGGCAAGGCCUAUGAGAGGGCCAUCGAGAACAAGCAGGAGGCUGACACCAUGGCUAGGAAGUGUGCAAUGCUGAAUGAGAAGCUGGACUCCCUGGUGCGGGAGCUGAACGAUGAAUCACAGGCGAUUGUUGUCCCCGAGGGGAGCGCACAGACUCCCCCACCUGGCUCUGAGGCCAAGGAGAGCAGUAGGAGGGGCAGCUUCAACCCAAACCCUGUGCCUAGGAUCUUCAAAUCCAAGGAGCAGCUAAUGCUGAGAGCCAACAGCCUCAAGAAGGCCCUGCGGCAGAUCAUUGAGCAGGCAGAGAAAGCUGUGGAUGAGCAGAACAAGCAAACUCAAGCCUAUCGGAGCAUCACGGCUUCGAGCAAGAAGGACAGCUUGGAAGAGUUCAGCAAACAGACCGAAAUCCUUGCUUCCCGUCGGGAUACGGUGACCUCCACAACGUCGUCUAUCUUCCUGGAUAGACCUGACAGCAUCAGCACUGCCCAUUUCACUGAGGAUCCCAACAUCAUACAAUUCUCCGAAAGAUGCGUCAUGAAUAACUACUUCGGCAUAGGCCUGGAUGCCAAAAUCUCUCUGGAGUUCAACAACAAACGGGACGAGCACCCCAAAAAGUGCAGCAGUCGCACCAAGAACAUGAUGUGGUACGGAGUGCUGGGGACCAAGGAGCUUCUGCAAAGGACCUACAAGAACCUGGAGCAACGAGUCCAGCUGGAGUGUGACGGGGUGACCAUCUCCUUACCUAGUUUGCAGGGGAUUGCCGUGCUCAACAUCCCCAGCUAUGCUGGUGGCAUCAACUUCUGGGGCGGCACAAAGGAGGAUAACAACUUCGGGGCGCCCUCCUUCGACGAUAAGAAGCUGGAGGUGGUUGCUGUCUUUGGCAGUAUCCAGAUGGCCAUGUCACGAGUCAUCAACCUGCAGCAUCAUCGCAUCGCCCAGUGUCGGAUGGUGAAGAUCACGAUCCGGGGAGACGAGGGCGUCCCAGUGCAGGUGGAUGGAGAAGCCUGGAUCCAGCCUCCAGGGAUCAUCAAAAUCCAACACAAGAACCGAGCCCAGAUGCUAACGAGAGACAGGGCCUUUGAAAGCACCCUGAAGUCGUGGGAGGACAAGCAAAAGGGCGAGGGCUACCGAGCCCCAGUGCGGCCUCGCCUCAACUCCCAGCAGUCCAUGGAGUACCUGACCGACGAGGAGUAUGGCCAGAUGCAGCAGAUGGCUCAAGCUGCGGAAACCCUCAUCACCAGGAUCCGCGAGGCAGCCACAACCCACAAAGCCAUGGAACAGGAGCUGGCCCAUGCUGUGAACGCCUGUUCCUUGGCCCUGAACGAGGCCCUUCCCAACAAGAGCAUCAGCGGGCCCGAGUUUCUGAGCAGAAAUGCGGCCGUGGAUGUGUCAGUUAGCGUGAAAGCCCUUUACACUGAAACCAGAGCUUUUCUGGAAGGAAAAUUGCAGCUGGACUCCCCACAGCAAGAGGAGGGGCUGCAGAGAGCCCUGAACACCGUCAGCCAGGAGCUCCAGAGGCUGCCCGACAUACACUGGCUGGCACCCAUCAUCAACUCUCCUGAGGAGGAGAGCUCCGAGAGCAGCAGCAAGGGCAGCCUGAAGCUACGGAUCAACAUUCCCAAGCCCAAGAAGGACAAGGAUAAGUUUCAGAAGCCGAAAUCCAACAGCAUGGUCGCAGUGGAGAAAUGGGGCGCUGAGGAGGUGGCGGCCUGGCUGGACGCGCUUGGCUUAGCGGAAUACAAAGACAUUUUUUUCCGCCAUGACAUCCAGGGCUCAGAGCUGAUCCUGCUGGAGAGAAGAGACUUGAAGGAUCUGGGGAUAACAAAGGUGGGCCAUAUGAAGAGGAUUCUCCAGGGAAUUAAAGACAUCAGCAGCCAUCCCUAGCAAAGCAUAUAAAGGAAAAAGAAUGUGGCUAGUGUCGGUGAUGGGGAAUCUCAACUCUGGAUGGGCCCUCUAGAACCUGAAAUCUAGAACAGGCACUCUAGAAGCUAGCAACUUCACAGUCAUUCUAGAACUCUAAACACCUAGGCAUCUGUUCUUGAGCGUAUUUGAUCGUGAUGCAGAUGUGUCCCAUCAGCAAACGGCCCAGAAUGGGAUGCUGUGGAAUCCUUACACUAGAAUAUUUCUCAUCACCGCUCUCAAGCGUGCCCCUGAAGAGUUUACAGUUUCAUGUUAGCCAAAGAUUGUUGGUCUGCGCGUCUUUGCCCUUGAUUACCCUUGUGGUUUUGGUUUCUGUGCUUGAUGGUUUCAGUUCAGCAGUUCAUUUCCAUACGUACCUGUGAGCUAGAAGGAAGGACCAAGCUGUAUGUGUGCUGCUGGGGUUGCCAGCUUUCCAUAGCAGCUGUCACAUUUAGUUGGCUACUUCCAGGCUUCAGUGUGAAGGAGACGAAGUUACAUGAGAUCAGGCAGCCAGCAGCAACUGGUGAGGUGGGAGCAAACUCUAUGAAAUGGCCAGAUCUGUGAGACUACAGUGCCAGCUGUGACCCAUCCAAGGCAGAAAACUUGACACAGUCAAAGGUUACACGUCCUCAUGUCCCACCUUCAGGGAGGGACAGUGCCUCUUUGACAGGGCUGUGGGGGAACGGGCACUAGGGCAUACCUCACCAGCACCAUUGCUUUUCUAGUCUUCAUUUCAAAGCUGUGAUACGUUUGGGCUCGUGGCAGUGUAGCCUAUCCUGGAAGAGUAUAGUGCAUGCUGGGCCACCGUUUCCGCCCGAGUCUCAUCCAAAGGCCGCUCAGAGCAGCGAGUGUGUAUAUUGCUUUAGUUUGCCAGUUACCUGCCUAUGGAAUGUAGCUGGUUCCUCCGGCAGCCCAGGAACGUAUUGAGUUGUCUGCUGAGCUGACUGGACACGAUGUUCUGAACCACUGGCCCUCAUUGCUUUUGGCUUGGUUAUUUUGAGCCAGAGGUGAUGGAGCUCCCUUUAUCCUCAUGGCACUACAUGGGUAGCAUGUUGGUUCCCUCCUCUGAGCACCAAAUCUCUUGGGUUCCAGAACCAGAAACCCAUUGUAGGCCGUGCUGAGUGUCCCUGACUCCUAUUGAUCCCAGAGGCACAUGAGCCUUGUGAGUCCCACCUGGCCUCCCACCGUUCGUCCCACCCAAAGGCAACUCACAUCCCCUGCCACCAUUCAGUGCCAUUCAAAAGGCUUCUGCGAAGUAAAAAUAGGGAACUUGAUGCUCCUGCUAGACUCAGAGGAAGCGGGGCUCCUUCUGGGCAUUGGGGGGGACCAGCUCAUGCAGGCUCGAGAACCUUCUGACAUUUCAACAUGGCAGCUUUGGAAGUUGAUAUAGUGAACUACACCACACAAAAAAACAACCCAAUCUCCCACCCCCGCUCUACUACUGUUGUUCAGCCAUAAAAUGUAUUUAAAUUCUGUAAAUAGUUUCCAAGAAAAGAUAUUUAUUGCAGUGAGAUGUAAACCUGUAAUUUAUUCUGUCCUGAAUUGAACUGGACUGGAUUGGUGCAGCAGGUACUCCAGCCUCUGACAAUGACCGGCCACCAAUGCUCCUCCAGUAGCCGGAGGUCUCUGACCUCUUGCUCAUAUUUUGAUGUUAAAUUGGAAAAACUGCCCUGCUCAAUGUAAUAAAGAGCUACCUCCCAGCUUCACUGUCCCAGAACAGUGAUACAAAGGGAACAGCCAGUCAUGAAGGUGGGAGGAAAUAAUUUGAUUUUCAGAAAAUCUUGAAAUAUUGAAAAACUGGUAAAAAAAAUUUCCCACCCA
Molecule: messenger RNA, 5212 nt
Organism: Chelonoidis abingdonii (Abingdon island giant tortoise)
Lineage: Eukaryota; Metazoa; Chordata; Testudines; Testudinidae
Source: RefSeq, a predicted model, not a curated record